This is a messenger RNA of Ochlerotatus camptorhynchus, 2191 nucleotides long. RefSeq lists its product as uncharacterized. The coding region runs from base 982 to 1542 and encodes 186 amino acids. Gene Ontology annotation, biological process: sleep; positive regulation of voltage-gated potassium channel activity; regulation of synaptic transmission, cholinergic. NCBI's taxonomy places the organism in Eukaryota, Metazoa, Arthropoda, Insecta, Diptera, Culicidae. The record is from RefSeq and is a predicted model, not a curated record. The transcript is spliced from 5 exons.
UGAGGCAAAGAGCUCACCACCAAUCAAAAACUGGCGAACCAUCAUUCAUCAUCAGCAGAGACGGCCAGCUAGACGGUUCACCGCCGAGCUCUGCGGGGCGGGGCAGUACUUCACUCAACCGACAAAUUCAAUUUCAUGAUCACUGAAUCUUGCCACGCGUGCUGUCACCGGUAUGCUGUUCCGAAUGUUACGAAUGGAGCCUGCUACGAGAAUACUGUGACGCGUGAAAUCUCGUUGGAAUCCAUUUCGGAAGAUUAUGACGCGUGAAUGAAAGCGUGGGCAAUGCCGAACCAGCUGGAAGUUUAUUGCUGACUGGAAUUGACCUAACAAGACUCAGGGGUGUUCUGCGCUGUGAACAACAAAAAAUCUCGGUGAACACAACGUCGUGUUGAAUUUGUCAGCAGAAAGGACAAGCUUCAUGGAGAUACGUACCAACCGUGCUUGCAGAUUUCCAUAGCUACAUGUGCCCUUAAAUCAUGUUUUUUUUUCUCCUGGAUAAUAAAUUAAGCUGUGAGCCAUCAACCUAGCUGUUAGACAAAAGCAACCCAAAGUACAAGUAACUUCGGACACAGUAGCUUUAUUUCGGAACCUCUUUCUCCCUCAGGGACGUUAGGAAAUUGCGGUACAGUGACGAAAGCGGACUCAAAUGAGUUAAACCAAGCCGGUAGUAGACAUGUUCCCGGGAAACCUUUCUCCGGUACGACAUCAUCAACAGAACACCAACGACUACGACGACGACGACGUUACAAUAAUGGUGAUGAGAGGGAAAUGCAUGCAAACAUAGAAGUGUAAACAUACCGAAUCUUAAUUAGAAAAGAAACAACGUGGAAUCCUUGGAAACAGGAAAGAAAUUUAAUUUUAUUACGGUCUUCAAAUUAGUCGUUGAUGCUACGUAGUGGGUGUAGACUACCGGUGGGUUCAGUGCCGAAAGAAAAUUCGAGUGCAAAUUAGAGUACGAACAGACGAACAAAGGGUGAAAAUAUGGGCACAGUCGAGAAACAUAUCAGCUGCUUUGCGGUUGUUUUGCUGAGCUACCUGAUGCUGUUACUAAUCAAAUGUGCACACGGAAUUGAUUGCUUUAAAUGUGUGUCAAUGAACGGUGCGAACAAAGCCUGCGACGAUCCCUUUCACAACAACUACUCGACAGCGAUACUGGAAUCGCCCUGCAUGGGUGGCCGGAAAGGCCGGGACGGACUAUUCCCGGCCACAUCGUGCAUCAAAAUUGCCGGUUACUAUGAUGACACCGGAGAAACAAUCACCGUCCGAGGCUGUGCCCUGGACAGCGGUACGCUGACUACCGAUACGGAAAUCAUACGGAUGUCCCACUGUGGGCGAUUCUUCUAUGACGAUAGAUACGUCCACGGUUGCUUGCAAAGUUGCAACGAUGCUGAUGCAUGUAACUACAGCCCGAGAGCUGCGGGCGGUCCCCACCGGAUCGGCGUUCUCCAGAUGGCGGCCGUGAGCUUGGCCGUGGGCUACAUUCUCUACUGCCACCGGCAGAGGGUGGUGUCCUUUCCGCAUCUGCUCGGCGCCGGGAGCUAACAAAGUAAGACUUAGCCACUCCAUCAUCACUACCGAGCGAAUAAUUUAUGAAAACUGUGAAACGUCGUAGCGUUUAGUUAGAUUUACCGGCGGACGGCCAUCUGGUUUACGAUAAUAAUGCUAAUAACACUUAAUCGAAGUCUCAUCCCCAUCCCCAGCAGUAUCUUUAGUGAUGGAGCGCAGUGCAGCACAGUCUAUUUUAUAUGGUUAUUAGGUUAAGGAUAUUCACUUCGCCUGGCUGCCUGUAUCCACUGCACACACCACCGCAUGUCAUUAUUUGUAUAAUGCAAUUCACGCCAGCUUAAAACUUCAGAGAAGUUACACUUCAGUGGUAUAAGAUAAGAAUAAAAAAUACUGCAAAUUAAUCUAUCGACCAACAAAUGAUAAAUUAUAUGCUAGUUAUGUGAUAAGGAAGAGAAAAAUGCGAAAAUUAUCCUAAGUAAUAAGCACGACAUGAAAAUCAAAAUGUAAAAUGAAAUAAUCGUGAAUAUUUUUAUUAAUUAUUAUUGAACUAACAGUUGAGAAGUGAAAAAGCAGAUACAAACUGUAGGAAUUUAAUGAACAAGGUGUAAAUGAUUUAUGAAAAGUACAGAACAACGGGUGAUCAAUAGCGAAUUAAGAGCGUCAGUGGUUGCUAAUCAUCUGGGUG